Messenger RNA from Prorocentrum cordatum, 492 nucleotides. The record is from the annotation of a GenBank genome assembly. NCBI's taxonomy places the organism in Eukaryota, Dinophyceae, Prorocentrales, Prorocentraceae.
AUGCCGAGCCACGGUGCACAGGCCAUGCACCCGAUGCCAGCGGUGGCGCCGAGGGUGGCCAGGCGCUUGCGCCCGCGGGCCAGGCGCGCGGACGAGCGCUCAGCCUGCGCCGCGACCGACGCGUCGGACUCCUCGGGUGAUUCCGUGGACACGCCCAUGGGCCUGGUGGACGCCUUCUCUCGUGGCUCGAAGAACCACCACAAGGGCCAGUGCACGCCGUGCCGCAGUAACGGGAGCGGCGCUCCAUGCCCGCGCGGUGCGAUGUGCGACUGUUGCCACUACUACCACGGGCCGGAAAAGUUCCUCGCCAUGAAGCAAUUCGCCGCAAAGCCGAGGCAGCAGCAUAGCACCCGCGCGGAUCUGGACAACGGGUGGCCGACCACACCCGUUGUCUGUGCAGCGCCGCGGCCGACGCAGCAGUACGAGAAGGUGUGCGCCACCGGCGGGCCAGUGACGUUCCUCCCAGGUGUGAGUGCCCAAUCAGCCACCUGA